Messenger RNA from Syngnathoides biaculeatus (alligator pipefish), 3853 nucleotides. It is a transcript of the gene tatdn2, whose product is annotated as TatD DNase domain containing 2. Gene Ontology annotation, molecular function: hydrolase activity, acting on ester bonds. The transcript is spliced from 7 exons. Bases 206 to 2266 code for a protein of 686 amino acids. NCBI's taxonomy places the organism in Eukaryota, Metazoa, Chordata, Actinopteri, Syngnathiformes, Syngnathidae. The record is from RefSeq and is a predicted model, not a curated record.
AUCUAGCGUUAGAAAACGCGGCAGCCAAACAACACUAUUUGGAAAUAAAACAUGUCAAGUUCCUUUCCGAAAUCCGCCACAAAAACAAAACUGUCCAAGCUUUCUGGUAGACAUUGACUCACCGAAACGGAGUGGCCAUAUAUGAUUGUAAUCCGAAUUCUAUUAGCAUUUCGACAUUGUAUUAAAUCGAGAGAAGGUCACCAAGAUGGACAGCAGCAGGAAUAAGGUGGCUUUUAAGAUAAAGCUUCAAAGAGGUUUCUCCACACCCCUCUGUGCCAACCAAAGAAAUGUGACACUCACGCCCAAGAAAGUGUUCUCUAAGGCAGAGUUGCCCCACAGAGACUCACUGGGACCAGUUGGCUUUGGCGACCAGAGUCCGGGCACCCCAAAGAGGAAAGCUGAGGUGUUCCCAGAUGCUGUUGCAUCGCAGAGCCAAGCCGAGCUGAGGAAGCGCACCAAGAAGUCUUUUGCAACAUUCACAUCCCAGGACACCGAUCUGUUGGAGGCCACACAGGGUGACAUAUCCCCCUUUCCCUUUCACUCAUUCAUUAAGAAGGACAGGACACCAGAGGGAGGCUUGAAGGCAAUCUACAAUAUGGCAUUAUCUGCAGCCUUUAGCAGCAGAGGAUUGACGAGCACGCCGACAAAAUGCAGCACUGGCGCCAACUGCCUGUCUUUGAGCCCUGCAAGCCCUUACAUCAAAUCUGAAGAACACAGUCAGACUUCGCUCACACCCAACAGCUGCUGGUCACCACAGUUGGGAAAAAAGUGUGAUGUCAGUGAGGAGCAGAUCUCAACUUGUUGUGCUGUUGCGGUUUCAGUUGGCCAAAAUGAUUCUGCGGGGUCUCACGUGGGUGAAGGGGGUGUUGUGCUGGAUGAAAUUGUUGUAGGUCAUCAUUAUUCCCAAGAAAAAGCUUCUAUUUCAGAAGCUGAAGCUCAAACUCGGGACAUUGAAUCCUCAUCACUUCCUCUUGACUAUAUUCCACAUUCCUUGUCUUGCUGUGGAACUUCUCAGGAUGAGUCCUCUGACGGCUGGAAAUGUCUGAGCCUGCCAUUGAAUAAUCGCUUCGGUGCCACAUCUCCCUCCUCAUCCCCAACUGAAUGCAGUGCAGACUUGAAGGCAUUGCGUUCUUUCCCCAUGUCACAGAGAUCAUUUGUUUUCUCAAACAAGCAGCAAGAAGCCAGAAGUCCUUCAGCAGCGGCCAGCCUGGAUCUCAAGACCAUAAACCGCAAUGCCUUGGACUUUUCAAGCAUUGUGGAUUCGGCAGACCCCUUCUCUCUGCCGCUAUAUUCGAAGAGUAGCCAGAGCACCCCCCCAGCCACAUGCAGACAGUCGUAUGCUGGCUCUUCCGUCCAUUCCCCGCGCUACUCAUUUCAACAUGACAGGCCACCUAAUACGAGACUGUCCUUGGGGGAGCCUCAACACCCUUGGUCAAGUUAUCCCCACAGCGCCUGUGGCUUUAUAGACACACACUGCCAUCUUGACAUGCUGUACGGAAAACUGCGCUUCCGUGGCUCCUUUGGCCGCUUCCGAAGUCUCUACCGCAGCAGCUUUCCGUCUGAGUUUCAAGGCUGUAUUGCGGAUUUCUGCAACCCACGGCUCAUGUCCAAGGAAGCCCUGUGGGAGCGUCUCCUAGAUGAAGAUAUGGUCUGGGGGGCUUUUGGGUGCCACCCACACUUUGCUCACGAGUACUCCAGUGUCAAUGAGCGGAGCAUACUGAAAGCCAUGGGGCAUCCAAAAGCCGUGGCCUUUGGCGAGAUGGGUUUGGACUACUCCCACAAAAACUCCACGUGUACCCGCAAGCAAAAAGAGGUGUUUGAGCGGCAGCUGCAGUGGGCUGUGGCCAUGAACAAGCCUCUGGUCAUCCACUGCAGGGAUGCAGAUGAUGACCUGAUGACAAUUUUGAAGAAGUGCGUCCCCAGAGAUUACAAAAUUCACAGGCACUGCUUAACAAAAAGCUACCCGGUGAUCAGGCCUUUCCUGGAAGAGUUCCCCAACCUGUAUGUGGGCUUCACAGCCUUGAUCACCUAUAACAGUGCAACGGAGGCCCGAGACGCUGUCCGCAAAAUUCCUCUGGACCGCAUUGUGUUGGAGACAGACGCACCGUAUUUCCUGCCAAGAAUGGUGAACAAAGAUCUGUGCAGGUUUUCUCAUCCAGGACUGGGCAUCCACACUCUGCAGGAGCUGAGUUUGCUUAAGGGGGUGGACAUGGCCACCGUGCUCACCACCAUCCGAAACAACACCACUCAACUUUACGGCAUCUGAGUGCUAGAGAGAAUAGUGGUGAAUGUUAGAAAAAUUAUCUUGCUUGGAGCUGAUUUGUUUGUGGCUCCUUACUUUACGUUAUAAGUACAGUAGUUUUAUAUGUUUGGAUUUGAGUGUCAGUUGUGCUGUUGCAUUAUAACCAAUUAUCAUCUUACAUUGUGCUGGUUUUACUUGGUUUAACAUGUUUUAUCUGGUUUGGUUUGGUUUGGUUUGACAGCAUGCCAAAUACAUUUAAUACAGUACUUCUCCAUUUUUGUUUUUGAUGUAGCAUUGCUGACAUGAAAGCAGCAUUACAUUAAAAUCAAGCAUACAAGCAAAACACGUUUAAGACACGUUAGUUAUUUCAGGAAUGAACCUCCGAGGGACAAGCACAUUUCCACUUAUAAGUUCAGCUUGAGUGCUUUAGAUUUUGAACAGGCAAGGUCUUGAAGUGACAUUGAUGGGUCUAACUCACUGAAAACAGGAGUGCUCUGUUAUCAAUUUGUAAAUACUUCUGAUACAAUUCCAACAUGUAGGUUGGAGCACAUUUUCGGGAUGCCACAAAUGUGCCCAGUACAUUUGGUAGGUUUUGCAAUUUUUCUCUGCAAGUUAAACCUUUUUGCAUGUUUCUUUCAAAGUGUGGCGUAAUCUUUUUUUUUUUCUGUGUGUUACUGGUAUUGAAAGGAAUGUGCCACAGAGAUUCAAAACAAAUUAGAUUAAAUGAAUGUUACAAGUGUUAGUAUUCUAAUGCAGUUAUAUCCAAACAGUGUGCCGGGGUACAUUAGUGUGCCGUGGGAAGUUAUCCAAUUUUAUGUAAUUGCUAAAAAAAAACAUUCAUUCCAAGAAAAAAUGUAUAUUCAUCUAUUUAUGCCAGUGAGGCACAAUGACAGAACAAAAAAAAAUCCUCUUUAGAUGGCAGGAAGUAAAUACAGUAAAUAAUUGAUCCAUUUUUGGUGACAUUUACUUUUGUUGGCGUGCCGUGGGAUUUUUCAAUCGUAAAAUAUGUGCCUUGGCUCUAUAAAGGUUGGAAAUCAAUGUUCUAAUGCAAGGUGGGUAAACAAGGAUGCCCCGCAUGCAACUCAUUACUGCUGUUGAGCUCUUUUUUCCCAUUAAAUCGAUCAAUUAAAAUGUUUUUUUUUAAAUAUCGUUUCAAACAGUAAAUGACAAAUUGAUGUAAAUUAUGAAAGGUUUUUGUUUGUUUGAUUGUUAUAUAUUAUAAAACUCCAUCCAUCCAUCCAUUACUGCUUAUCUGAGGUCGGGUCGCAGAUUUCCCUCUCCCAAAUUGUCAUCAUCCAGCUCCGCCAGGUGGAUGCCGAGGCGUUCCCCGGCCAUCCGAGAGACGUAAUCCAACGUGUCCUGGGUCAUCCCCGGGGUCUCCUCCCGGUGGGACGUACCUGGAACACCUCACCAGAGAGGCAUCGGAAUCAGAUGCCCCAGCCACCUUAUCUGGCUUCUCAAUCCGGAGGAGCAUCAGCUCUACUCUGGACACACAAACCCCUCCACAAUGCUAAGGUGACAGCUUCUAAGAGGGAUAAAAAUAUUAUGACUGGCAACCAGUUAAAGGUGUAUGCCACCUUUUGAGGAUAAGCGGCUUGGAAAAUGGAUGGA